Messenger RNA from Phycomyces blakesleeanus NRRL 1555(-), 507 nucleotides. RefSeq lists its product as hypothetical. The record is from RefSeq and is a predicted model, not a curated record. Bases 1 to 507 code for a protein of 168 amino acids. NCBI's taxonomy places the organism in Eukaryota, Fungi, Mucoromycota, Mucoromycetes, Mucorales, Phycomycetaceae. The transcript is spliced from 2 exons.
AUGGAUUACGGAUCAUGGAUCAUUGAUUAUUAUUUUUGGCUGUGGUUUUGUGGAUCAGGAUUUUUGGCUGUAUUUUCCGAUAGAUGCCAAACAUCAGAUACGAUGACCCCUUGUCUUUGUCCUAAAAAUGGCAAGAAAGUGAAGAAGAAGCAUAUCCUCUCUAUUCAAAAGCGUAUCAUCUCAAAGUGCCAGCGCCGCCAAUCCUCAACUACCAACACAGCUAGCCGUGUCUCCACAUUCACAUCAUCAAUGGGACAAUGUAUCAAAGGCCUCGCUUCAGUCAAGAAAGCUUUUAGCUGCAAAAAAGCCCAAACUACAGCUACACCUUCUUUGAUCUCAUCUUCAUCGACGAUCUCUAAUGACUCCUAUCUUUCUGACCUUUCUGAUGACGAGCACUUUUCAAAAUCUUGCCCAGUAUCCGAAAAAUCUAUGGCCCUGGAUUCACUUAUCUUUGAUCAUCCUUCAGUCACAGUCCGCAUUAGUCCAGCUGCCUAUCGCUCAUCUUAA